Messenger RNA from Sardina pilchardus (European sardine), 1476 nucleotides. Its product is annotated as zinc finger protein 883-like. The coding region runs from base 1 to 1476 and encodes 491 amino acids. The transcript has 3 exons. NCBI's taxonomy places the organism in Eukaryota, Metazoa, Chordata, Actinopteri, Clupeiformes, Clupeidae. The record is from RefSeq and is a predicted model, not a curated record.
AUGCCAGUGAAGAAGGAGAUAGCAGAAGAAGAAUUUGAUGAUUUCCUGCAAGAGUAUUUGCUCAACACAGACAUGGAGGAAAGCCCCGGACUGGGACAUGGCUGUAAGAUGGAUACAUAUACAUCACCAAUCAAAGAGUCACCAAUGGAAAUGAAAGUGGAAGAAGAAUCUCAUCUCAGAGAAUAUGGUCACCACGGAUCUUCUCCUACAACCAGCCGAAGUCAGCCGUUUCCGAACUCGAAUGCACCUACUGUGAGGUUGUCUGAGAUGUCAAGACUUACAGAACCAUCACAAGACUUAAUGCCAGUGAAGAAGGAGAUAGCAGAAGAAGAAUUUGAUGAUUUCCUGCAAGAGUAUUUGCUCAACACAGACAUGGAGGAAAGCCCCGGACUGGGACAUGGCUGUAAGAUGGAUACAUCACCAAUCAAAGAGUCACCAAUGGAAAUGAAAGUGGAAGAAGAAUCUGAUCUCAGAGAAUAUGGUCACCACGGAUCUUCUCCUACAAAAAGUCUGAAGACACAUCAGAGAACACAUACGGGAGAAAAGCCAUAUCAUUGUUCAGAUUGUGGAAAGACUUUUACCCGGGCAGAUCAUUUGAAGACACAUCAGAGAACACAUACUGGAGUAAAGCCAUAUCAUUGUUCACAUUGUGGAAAGACUUUUACUCAGGCAGGUAAUCUCAAGACCCAUCUGAUGAUCCAUACUGAAGUUAAGCCAUAUCAGUGUUCAGAUUGUGGAAAGAAUUUUACUCAGGCAGCUCAUCUCAAGACACAUCAGAUGAUCCAUACUGGAGAAAAGCCAUAUCAGUGUUCAGAUUGCGGAAAGACUUUUAUUUCAGGAACUGAUCUGAAGAGGCACCAGACAAUCCAUACUGGGGAAAAGUUUCAUCACUGUUCAGAUUGUGGAAAGACUUUUGCUCAUGCAGGUAAUCUUAAAACACAUCUGAUGAUCCAUACUGGAGAAAAGCCAUAUCAGUGUGCUACAUGUGGGAAGGGUUUCAUAACCAAGAGAGGGCUUACUCUCCAUCAGAUGAUCCAUACUAGAGAAAAGCCAUAUCAGUGUUCAGAUUGUGGAAAGAUUUUUGCUCAGGCAGGUCAUCUUAAGAAACAUCUGAUGAUCCAUACUGAAGUUAAGCCAUAUCAUUGUGCUACAUGUUUGAAAAGUUUCAGAACCAGCAAAGAUCGCACUGUCCAUCAGAGAACACAUACGGGAGAAAAGCCAUAUCAUUGUUCAGAUUGUGGAAAGACUUUUACCCGGGCAGAUCAUUUGAAGACACAUCAGAGAACACAUACUGGAGUAAAGCCAUAUCAGUGUUCAGAUUGUGGAAAGACCUUUACUCAGGCAGGUCACCUCAAAACACAUCUGAUGAUCCAUACUGGAGAAAAGCCAUAUCAGUGUGCUACAUGUGGGAAGGGGUUCAAAACCAGUAGAGAGCUUAAUGUUCAUAAAAGAAUACAUACUGGAGUUAAACCAUAG